Molecule: messenger RNA, 4848 nt
Organism: Mya arenaria
Lineage: Eukaryota; Metazoa; Mollusca; Bivalvia; Myida; Myidae
Product: proline-rich protein 36-like
Exons: 10
Coding region: 142-2643 (833 amino acids)
Biological process (GO): regulation of transcription by RNA polymerase II
Molecular function (GO): RNA polymerase II cis-regulatory region sequence-specific DNA binding; DNA-binding transcription factor activity, RNA polymerase II-specific; protein dimerization activity
Source: RefSeq, a predicted model, not a curated record
UGUUUUGAUAAAGCCGCCCGCCAUCUUCUUGGCCUAAGAGCGGUGUUAGUUAUCGUUUAUUAUUUUAUGAAAAACACGGCUGACUCCAAUAAAAGUAUCAGCAAAAGUAAGAGGAGCCUUUCUCCGCCCUGACGGUUUACGAUGAGCUUGGAAACUCUCUUGGAGGCUGCAGAAUUUUUGGAGUCUAGGGAGCAAGCAAAAUCGACGAAGUUUUCUCCACAAAAUGCCAAUGGCGAUCAAAGAAGAAACCACGGACCGGCCUCAGUUAGCGAUGACACUGCUGCCAUGUUGGCAAAGUUUGCUAUAGAGGGGCGGAUAAGAACAAAAUCGGGGUCUGGUAAAGACAAAUCAAGUGAUACAUCUCCAGAUGGAUCAACCAGUAGCAUCCCUGAUGGAAAUUUUCUUCGCGCAGGCACCAGAGAGGUUCACAACAAGCUGGAGAAAAAUAGACGAGCCCACUUGAAAGAAUGUUUUGACUUCCUGAAGAAGAAUGUUCCGAGCCUCGAAGAAAAGAGGACAUCUAACCUCGGGAUUCUGCGAUGUUCUCUCAGAUAUAUACAGAAUUUGAAGCGUAAGGAGCGAGAAUUUGAGGUCGAGCUACAUAAGUUUGUGCACCAGAAGAUCGUGCUGCAGGAACACCUGUCGAACCUGAAGGUAGAUCUCCAGCAGAUGGACAUUGACGUGGACAUCAAUGCCCUCGCUGUGUCUCAUGACCAGGAUAAUGAUAGCAACUCUACAUCCACCGCCACAGAGCGUGGCACUCCACCACCGAGCGACUACGAUGAAAAUGAUGAUGAUGAAGAAGAGGCAGAAAUGCUGGCUAUGGAAACAAACUCUCCGACCCCCAAAACUGGCCGCAAACGAAAACAUAGCUACAAAAAAGUGUCUGACUCUCCACAGCCAGUGUUUGCGUUGCCGCUGCCCUCGCCCAUAAAGAUACCACCACCUCCACCAUCGUCAAUUUUACCAUCGACUACUCUUGCGUUCAUCCCACCGACCCAGCCUCGACCAUCCAUUAGUAUGGAGCCCAUGUAUACUGCAUCGGCUGCUUCCAACGCAUUGAUUAGAGCUUCAUUGGCAGCAGCAACAACAGCAGCACCUGUAUCAGUGGUAUCAUCAGCACCACCAUUGACUACGCCACUAAAACCAAGUUCAGUAGUGACAAGUGAUAUUCAGCUUCCACCAAAAAAAGCAAUGGUGCAAAAUCUAAAUGGAUUAGUGAAGCUGCAGCAGAAGCCCCAAGCUCCACAAUUCCCUGCCCCAACCCCCCUGGGGCAGACCCUUGGGAUGAGGCCUAUGGUGACCCCUAGUUCUGCGGUGGCUCUUAACCAGCCACUGGGCCAAGUGAAGAAGGUCCCUGUUAUACCCAUUACUCUUAGUCUGUCUGGACCAGUCCCUUCACAGGCUAUGACAAUGUUAAGCCAACUGCCAGCAGGAUUUGAGGUAACAGGGGGUAAACUAGUAGAAGUGGGGGCGCGGACACGCCCUCCAGUAUCUGGGUUUGAGAUGUCGGGGGGUAAACUUGUGGCCCGUCCCCCUGUGACCCAGAUUCUCCACCAGACCCUCACACAGCGCCAGGCCCUUCAGAAACAGACUGCAUCCAACCACUCGCAGGUUUUGUCUGCUCCACUGACAGCUGCCCAGCUCAGAUGUCCGCCUGUGUCCCAGCCCACCUUUGUAACCAUGUCAACGACACAAGCAGCACAGCUGGGCUCUAAUCCAUUUGGGUCUUUAGUUGUCAAAGAUGGUGUUAUCACGGUAGCAAAGCCACAGAUGACGUCAAACCUAGUUCUGUCACAACCUACAAAACUGUUGUCUGCCUCAUCUACUGCACCCGUUUCUGCCAUGACUUUCCCAUAUUACAUGGCGUCUCUGCAAAAAAUCACACAUCCAGUGCUGGUCACUUCCUUGAUGGCACCAGCUAUGGGCAUUCAAGCAAACACGACAUCAAGUAGUGGAACUCCUUUGACAUUGUCGUCUGCUCCUCUUACAGCGAUUAAAAGUGACAUAAAAAUUGAACCUGCAAAAACUCAAUCUGUGAUACCAAUUUCUUACAAUAACUCUUUGGCAGUGAUUCCAAAUCAUGUCAAUGUUUCAAAUGUUAAACCUAUGUCUAACUUGGUCACAUUUUCUGUGGCUUCAACACCGAAGACUGUCAUGUCUAUAAACACGACAAACACUCCGUCAGUUCCCAUGCGGCAAGUUCUAACACCUAAUAUACUACCUGGUCAGCUGGCCUGGCCAUUCCUUACAAUUCCACGGACUCCCAUCAUGGUAUCGUCAUCAUCAUUGAACCACUCGCAACCUACUGGGACUGGUGCUACCUUAACUGCAACAUCAUCAAGCCAUGCGACCACACCUACUUUCGUCUCAUUGGCUAACUUGAAUCAGCUGACACAGAUGGUUGCUCCGGUAACAGUCAUGUCACCAGGAAUGCAAAUGACGCCAACUGCAAUAACACAGGCGCAAAUAAAUGGAAUGUUUGCUACUCCGCUAUUGAAACAUUUACAGUUUCCCAUGUUACAGUCCGGCCAAGUGCUGGGUCAACAAGUCAUGAAACCUGUUGUCGUGGUAACCGUUCCAAAUGUUAUCAGUUCAUCAUUAGCAAAUAACUCCAUUGUGCCCAGUUCAUCAAGAAGAUAAUAUUUUGUUUUAUGAUGUUUAAAUGCUAGUUGUAAUUAUUGAUCAUUUGGUGCAUCAAAACAUUGACUCCUACGAUGAUACAAAUAUAUGGACUCCUUCGAUGAUACAAAUAUAUGGACUUCUUCGAUGAUACAAAUAUAUGGACUCCUACGAUGAUACAAAUAUAUGGACUCCUUCGAUGAUACAAAUAUAUGGACUCCUUCGAUGAUACAAAUAUAUGGACUCCUUCGAUGAUACAAAUAUAUGGACUCCUUCGAUGAUACAAAUAUAUGGACUUCUUUGAAAAGAUAAAAUGGUAUUUUUAUUAGGAUUCACAAACGAUAUUAUUUCUGAUUGGAAUAAAUGAAUUAUUUCUAUUAAAGUUUUAUUUAUGUCACAUUUUUUAAUAACAUCCUAAUGAUGAUAUUAUGAUAUUAUGUUUUAACGGGAUGUAAUGAAACAAAAAGAUACUAUGAUUAUAUUGCAAUUAUAUAAAUUUGUUUCUUAAAUAACAUUAUGAAAUCUGUAAAAAUAUAUAAACUUACACAACAAAUUGUUACUUAAAAUAAAACUUUACCAGUAUCAUUUACUUAGCAUAGCAUUAGCAUUUUUGGGCAUAAGGAAUAAACACUACAAUGAAGAAAUACAUUUAAGGAGGAUUUUUAUUGAAAGCGUUGACAAAACACAGGCCAGGCCCCAAUUUCUCGAAACUUCUUAAUUCCCAUAUAACAGGAUUAAGCUAAGCUCACUAUUUUUGUUUUUCAAUUAUUUGCGUGAUAUUUACUUCUUUAAGAGUUAUUAUACUCUUAGAUAGGAACUAUCUAAAUGAUAAUCACAAUAACCAUUUUGUCAUUUAUCAAAAUUCAAUUUAAUUAUGUUUUUCGGCUAAUUGAAAUAAGCUACCGAUACUUAAACCUGUUAAGCAUAAGAAGUUUCGAGAAAUAGUGGCCAGAUGAUUUCCAUAUUUUGUGAUCUUUAUUGAAACAAGCCCACGGUGAAUAGACUUCUCAGCUGUUGUUGAAAUAAGCACAAGGCAGAAACAUUGCAAUGGUCAAGUGCUUUCCAGGCUUCUAGAUACUGGAAUUUACAUAGCUGGGUUUAUUGAUUAUUUUUUAGUCUGACAAGAAUGUGUAAGAAUUCAGACUGGUUCACCCUAAAACUGAAUUUCGAUGACUGGUUAUGCGAUCCAUAAAAUCGAGAUUACGCAUCAUCAUCAUCAAUAAAUAAUAACUAUAAAAAGGGCUAUGGAAAUAAAAAUCUUCAUUAUUAAAUAAUGGUAAUAUGUUAUUGGUUGCAACCCUAGAAUUCUUACUUAUACUUUCAAGAAACAAGAUUAAAUACUCCCUUGCAAAUACUCCCUUGCUUUGUUAAGGGUUUUUGUUGGUUUAGAAAUGUCAACAUAAUAAUAUUUAUAAUACUUAAUUCAUCUAGAUAGUAAUUUAGACAUCAAACUAGCAUGAUGAUGUCAGAUAAUUUCUUAUUCCAUAAAGAAUAGGUUAUUAGAUCCUGACUCCACCCAUAUUUAAGGAGUAGGUAGAUAAUCAGGAAUUUUUAAACACACAAGAUGAGAAUUAGACCAAAAAAUCAAAUUAUCCACCAAGUAAUUUCAUGUGUGUAUUUGUGAGUCUGACAAACUGAGUGUAAGACCAAAGAAACUUCAUGUAUUUAUUAUUAGUUGUGGCUUUCUUAUGGACUGGACUCAAAUAGGAAGAGGGGUAAUUUAUUAAAGUUUUGUUGAUCAUUUCAAAUCAUAGGUAGGCAAAGAUAUUUUAUUGUAUAAUUUAAUGUUAAAUAAUAAUGAAAUUAUAAUUAUAUAUUAUUGUUAUAAUUCAUUGAUAAAUGAAAUAUAUGUAGUUCUUGUGGAAAAAAAAAUAAUAUUUAGAUUUAGCAUAUUAGAUACAAGAAUGUGCUUAAACAAUUUUGGUGAACAUUUUCUCAGUCAAGGUAUAGGUGGAAAUAUUAUCCAAUAAGACCAUGAUUAAAACAUAUUUGAUAAAUAGCCAUUGCAACAUUAAAGUGUUAAGCUUUAUAACAUUGUGAUGUAGAAACCUACAGUUACCAUUGGCGUAUGGAGUGUGCAUAUUCCAGAAGUAUUGUAAUUGAGAUCAUGUUGAAUGAUUUUUGUUUGUUUUAUUUAUUCCAUCUUUUAGUGCUUACUUAAAGUAUAUGUGCAAUGUUACUGUAAUUGUUCAUUAAAAUUGAUGAAUAAAAUGGUUACGAUUUUAA